Messenger RNA from Aspergillus alliaceus, 1755 nucleotides. RefSeq lists its product as uncharacterized. Bases 611 to 1564 code for a protein of 317 amino acids. The transcript has 2 exons. Gene Ontology annotation, cellular component: cytoplasm. NCBI's taxonomy places the organism in Eukaryota, Fungi, Ascomycota, Eurotiomycetes, Eurotiales, Aspergillaceae. The record is from RefSeq and is a predicted model, not a curated record.
GGCUUGACCAAUUCACACUACUGCACAACUGGCAAACCAUCAGAGCUCUUCCCAAUACGUCCCAUGAUCACCCCACUCCAUCCUUUUGCCGUGACCUCAAAAAGACCGUUAAGAACUGGUUCCUGGAAAGUGGGAAGAAGCCCAUCUGACGUCAGGUUGCCACUUUUGGGGCCCAUUCGCUCCCAGUAUUGGAGACAAAGGAGACUGACAUAAUAAGGUGAGUGUGGUCUAUGUAAAGAGCUCUAUCCCUGCUCCUAUAGUCUUAUUCUCGCUUUUCUUCUUAAUUUUCUGCAGACGUGAAUAUCAAUAUCCAUUCAUCACCUCCAUCUUCCGGCAGCUGAUCAGGGCCCACGUGACCUAAGAGAAACGCGUGGGCGGUGAGCAGCCACGUCAUAAGAAUUAAUAUCAGAAAAAAACGAGUCAAAUUAAUUUGGAGAAAGAAGAAACACUGGUGGGACGUGCUUCCACCUUUUCUAUCUUUUCCCCCCUGAAUGAUUAUCACCACCCCCUCAAACCGCAUCGUGAAUAUCCAUAGUCCUCCUUCGUUCUAGAGGGCCCUUUCAUUUUCCUUUCCUUUCCUUUUACUUUCCGAUAAUACAUAUAUUUCGCCAUGUCGGACUCGACCCUUUAUCUCUACACCUCCCUUACUGCGGGGUCGUCCCACAUCGUCACCGCCACUGCACGAUUGGAGACGAUCCUCAAGGCCAACAAACUCCCCUUCCGCGCAAUUGAUGUGGCAACCGAUGACGCAGCCCGGAAGCUCUGGGGUCGUCGCUCUAAGGGCAAGAAGUUGCCAGGUCUGGUGAAAUUUGGCACCGUUGUCGGUGACCUGGAGGAAGUCGAAGAAUGGAACGAAUACGGUGAGCUGAAAGUGCAGGUGAACAGCAUCGAAGACUUUGAUAGUAUCCCCGCGACGAGCACCGCGCCCUCAACCACGAAGCCCGAAUCCGGGUCUGCGGCCUCAACGCCCGCCUCGGAACCCUCGGUCCCCAAGCAGAGCACUAUUAAGAUCCAAAACCCCCCGGCCAAGGAAUCCCAGAAAGACGACUCUAUCACACUCGCUCUGCGCCAGGCGAGCGAGGAGGCCGCCGCCAAAGCCAAAGAGAGCAAGACCGAGAAGGCCAGCCCAGCUCUUGCGCAGCAGCAGCAACCUCUGACUGCAGCUGGCGAGGAGAAAAAAGAAGGAGACGCAGAUAGUGUACGUCGGAAAUCAUCGGUUGCUCCGGAGAUCGUCACGGGGGGUAAUCCAAAGCGGCCGCCUCUGGUGCCGGAGAUCGCCGCCGUCUCGUCUGCCAAUUUUCAUGCUGAUAAUGCUGAAGCACUAGGAUUAGUUGAGCAUCAUCGUGGGUCCAUCGUUUCUGCCACGUCGCCGGAGGAGAAGGCCAAGGUUGCGCAGGAUAUUCGUAAGUCUAUAUCCGGUGGGCAUGCGGAGAUGUUGGAGUCGUUGCGCGACGACCAGGCGCAGAAAGCUGGUCAGGAGGAAACCAUUGAUGAAGAGUCGGAAAGUGCAGAGGAUGUCGAGGAUGCGAUGAAUCGGAAGGCGAAGAGACCCGGUUCCAGUUGAAUGACCCUUUGAUUGCUGAUUUACGAUGGACACGCCCGACAAUACCUUUCUUAACUGGCCCUCAUCUUUGCUGUUUCCUUUAUUUUUUUCCCCCCCUACUACCCUGUAAAGAUACCAGCGCAGUGAUUUUAGCCCGAUAAUUGGGAACUCGAGAUUUAAUUGCGGUUCUUUUUACUUCCUAUAUCUAUAUA